Messenger RNA from Drosophila ficusphila, 2023 nucleotides. RefSeq names its product NADP-dependent malic enzyme. Lineage: Eukaryota; Metazoa; Arthropoda; Insecta; Diptera; Drosophilidae. The record is from RefSeq and is a predicted model, not a curated record. Gene Ontology annotation, molecular function: NAD binding; malate dehydrogenase (decarboxylating) (NAD+) activity; malate dehydrogenase (decarboxylating) (NADP+) activity. The coding region runs from base 119 to 1978 and encodes 619 amino acids. Gene Ontology annotation, biological process: pyruvate metabolic process; malate metabolic process. Gene Ontology annotation, cellular component: mitochondrion. The transcript has a single exon.
UAUCCCGUCAGUAUUGGUUCAGGUCUUGUUCGGACUAUAAUACUCCACACGCACCGUUGUUGUUAUACCUUACAUAUCCUUACAUAUCCCCCAAUACACACACACACACACACACGCGAUGAAGAAGACGCCGAGGACGAGUCAGUCGAAGGUCGAGAAGAAGCAGAAGGAGGAGAACCAGGUGAUGUGCGUGAGCGACUUCGAGAGGAUGCAGAGGAUCGAAACGAUGCCGCGCCGCGUAGACACCUUCUGGCGGACGGACUGCCGGACUCCGGCGUCGAGGCUCAACGGUAGCUGGAUGCUCCACAGCAGCAGAUUCAACAAGGGACUCGCCUUCACCCUGAAUGAGAGAAGGGUGCUCUCCAUCCACGGACUGCUUCCCGUGGCAGUGCGCACCAUCGAGGAGCAGGUGAUCGUCAUCCAGAAGAUCCUGGAUUCGAUGACCACAGAGACGCAACGGUACCUUUUCCUGAACGACUUGUCGAGUAAGAACAGGCGGCUCUUCUACCGCGUCCUGCUGAGCAAUCCCGAUCACUACGUGGCCAUGACGGACGCCUCGGCCUCGGCGGCUCUGCUCAAGAUCCACCGGAUCCUGCACAUUGUCGGCCAGGGUCUGUACGUCACCAUCAAGGAUCUGGGCCACAUUCCGCAGAUCCUGGCCAACUGGCCGAUUCGUGUCGUGCGCAUCCUGAUGGUCAGCAACGGAGCCUCUGUUCAGAGUCUCGGUGAUCUCGGAGUGGAUGAGAUGCCCGUCCUAUUCUCCAGAGUUCACAACAACGUGAUCUACGCGGGCGUCCAUCCGGACUUUUGCCUGCCCGUCAUGCUGGACGUGGGCACGAACAACGAGGAGCUCCUGCAGGACCCCAUGUACACGGGAUUGAGGGAGCACCGUGGCUCGGAUGAGUUGUACGACAAGUUCUUCGAGGAGUUCACCAUGGCAGUCACUCAGCAGUAUGGCUCCCAUGCUCUGAUACUCUGCAUGGAUUUUGAGGCCCAGAAGGCCAAGAAGCAGUUGGAGUUGUACCGUUCGAGGCAGUGCAUCGUGGACGUGGACUUCCAGUGCUUGGCAGCGGUGGCUUUAGCUGGAGUUAUUGUGUGCAACCGACUCAAGAGAACCUUCUUCUCAUCCAACGUUUUUCUGUUCUAUGGAGCCGAUGCCAUUAACAUUGGCAUGGCUCGAUUGUGCCGGGCCCUCCUCAUAAGGGAAGGACUAAUGGAGGCGAAAGCGCGCGAGCGGAUUUGGUUCUGCGAUGCCAACGGAUUGGUAGUGGUGGGCAGGCCAGAGAUACCCGAGGAGCUCCUGGAAUUCGUCAGACCCCGGGAGCCGAUUUCCAGCCUGGUGGAGGUGAUCGAGCAGCUGAAACCCAAUGUUCUGGUGGGUGGUUCCUCGCAGCCCAACAGCUUUACACCAGAUGUCCUUCGGGCCAUGGAAAGGAGUGCCGAACAGCCCAUAAUAUUUGCUCUUUCGAGACCUCAACAGCAGGCGGAGUGCACGGCGGAGAAUGCCUUUGCCUACACAAAAGGUCGCUGCAUCUUCAUCUCGGGAUCGAAGUUGCCGCCACUGAAGUACGCCAAUAAGUGGUAUCAACCGGGUCACUGCACCAGCAGCUACUUGGUGGCCGGAAUAAGCUAUGGAGUGAUGCUGGCCGGGUUCACCACCGUUCCGGAUGAGGCCUUCUGCGUGGCCGCCGAGCGAUUGGCCAGCUUGGUUUGGCCCUGCGACCUGGAGAAGCGGAACGUCUAUCCGCCGAUGAGGAAGAUCCAGUGCAUCAGCCUGCAGAUGGCCGAGGCCCUCUUCACGUACGCCUUCCGGCGAGGAUUGGCCACCUUGUGGCCCCAGCCGGAGAACCCCAUGGAGUACAUCAAGGCAUCGAUGUACAAUCCCGAUUACCGCAAGAACCUGGUGGAAGUGUACUGCAUGCAGAGCCGCAGUAUCGCCACCACCGAAUCCCUCAAGUACUACACACUGAACAUCUAGGACCUAUACUUACUGAAACCAUUAUUAAAUCGAGUGAACUGGUGA